Molecule: messenger RNA, 453 nt
Organism: Impatiens glandulifera
Lineage: Eukaryota; Viridiplantae; Streptophyta; Magnoliopsida; Ericales; Balsaminaceae
Product: extensin-like
Exons: 1
Coding region: 1-453 (150 amino acids)
Source: RefSeq, a predicted model, not a curated record
AUGAUGCUGUUACCAAACCCAAAUCGAAAUGUUCUUGUGUUUCUACUACUGGCACUUAAUGCCUUGUUGUUGAUCUCUAGUAUCCAUGGGCUAGAAACUAGAAAAGAUGAUCAACAACAACAAAACCCUUCAAUCUGUCAAUAUCCUUGCCACAACCCUUAUCCUCCUCAACCGUCGCUGCCAGAGCCGCUGCCUAUUCUGGUUCCACCGCCUCCUCCUCAGUCGUAUGCGCCGCCACCUCCUCAGUCAUAUGCGCCGCCGCCACCUUGCUCUGUGCAGUGCUGCCAGUAUCCUCCAAACUCCCCUCCUAAUUCAUUCACAAAUUCCCCUCCUAAUUCAUUCGCAAACUCCCCUCCAAUGCCUUACACAUAUGUUCCUUCUAGUAGCAGCCGUAUUGCCCUCAGAUUGGCUUCUUCUUUUCUGCUGUUGUGGUGUGGUAUUCUCCAAUCUUAA